CUUCUAAAACAAAGAAUAAAAAAUGGUUUCGCCACCUAAUAAAUUAAAGAUUGAGGAAAAUGGAUCUCGUUUGAGUAAACUUUUAAUCAAUAAAGGAACCCAAGCCUUAAAAACAACAUUGCAAUCUUUAUUAAAGUCAUCAAGUUUAGCUGGUAAACUUAAAGAUCCCUCUACAAAGAAGACACUAACAUCUUUGAAAUUUAAAGUCAUCAAGAAUGAGCAGUGGGAUCUUCUUUAUCCGUCAAUUGGUGACCCUGACAUUGAAAACUUUGACAUCACAUUAUUGACUGUUUUAUUGCGAAAUAUAUGUAAUCUAAAAUCCCCAACUGGAGGAUGGAAUAAACUUCCUUCCUCUUCAGAUACCUCAAUCUCAGCAAACAUUGCUAGAAUAAAGUUUUAUCGAAACAAAGUGUACAGUCACAUAACUACAACUAGUGUGGAUGACAGUGAGUUUGAGUAUUUGUGGAAUGAAAUCUCAAAAGCAUUGGUUGGUUUGGGUAUUCACCAAACUGAAAUAGAUGUAUUAAAGGAAGAUCCUCUCAGUCCUAAUGAGGCAAAUUAUAUUGAAAUGUUAAAAGAAUGGUAUGAAGAAGACCGACAGUUAAUCAAAGUCGUAGAGAAAACCAUAAAAGAUGUGAAAGUAAUAAAAAGUGAAGUAGAGGAAAUCAAAGAAAGCAUGUCAACUAAGAAUGAUGUUGAAGAAAUUAAACAAGAGAUGGCAACAAAAACUGAUGUAACCAGAGUGAGAGAAAUUAUACAGGACAAAAUAUGCUCAGAUGCCAAUAAGCUUGCAAAGUUUAAGUUUAAUGGUCUUAUAAAAGAUCUUAUUAAGAAAUACCUUGAAGGCACUAGACAAUGGUUAUUUGAAAAACUCGACACUUGGUUUAACGAUAGAAGUGAAGAUGCUUCUAACGUCAUGAUUUUGAUUGCCGGUCCUAGUGUUGGUAAAAGUGUGUUUGCUGCUGAGGUGUGUCGACGAUAUUCUGAAAAGAAGAAACUUGCUGCUUGUCAUUUCUGCAGAUAUAAUAGAUCAGAUUAUAGAGAUCCUCGAAAAUUGAUAGAAUCAUUGGCUAGUAGCAUGUGUGAUACAAUAUCAAAUUUUAAAAGUAAACUGAAUGAAGAAUUACAAAGAAAUAAUUCCAAAGAAUCGAUCAUCGAUAAGUUCUUUGUUUUAUUAAAUAAUCCAUUGCAUUCAUUGGAAGGUCAUGAACCAAUGCUUUUGGUUAUUGAUGCCUUAGAUGAAAGUCAAGUUGACGGCAAAAGUGAAUUGUUGGAAUUGAUUGUAGAAGAGUUUGACCGACUGCCUAAAUGGAAUAAAAUCUUCAUCACCAGUCGUCCAGAACUUCCUGUUCAAAAAGAGUUGAAAGACAUGAAUCCUGUGGAAAUUAAAACUCGUCCUCGUGAUGAAAACAGCGAAGAAGACCUGCACAAAUAUUUGAGACAUCAGUUGAAUGAUCGGGUGCAGAAAAAUCGCUACCUUCUUCAGUCAUUAGUUAAAAAAUGUGAGGGAUCAUUUCUUUACGCUUAUCACGCACAACUGAGCUUAAAGAAAGAAGAAAUUGAGCUUACUUACGAAAACAUUCAACAAUUGGUCUCUAGUGGGUUAAGCGGUGUUUACACAAAGCAAUUCAAAAGAGUAAAAGAAUUGUUAACGAAGAAAAGUACCAGAAAAUCUGUUAUCUCAGAAGCUACUUUCGUGCAAUUUCUUGAAUUGUUGGCUGCCUCUCGGGAGUUUUUACCAUUAACUUUCCUGUUUAGCUAUUUAGGUUUUUCUGAUGACAUCAAGUUUGAAGUCCGCAGUAAAAUCAUUGAACCGUUAUCUCAAAUUUUGCCAGCUUACGAUGAUUAUUUAACCGUGUAUCACAAAUCUCUAAUUGAUUGGUUGAAAUCAGAUGAUUUAAAGAGUGGUAAAGUAUGCGCUAAAUUUCGCGAAGGAGAUUAUUUCAUGCCUAAUAUAACUAUGCAUUCCAACACAGGAACUUUAGCUUUGGUUGACAAUAUAGAUUGCCGAAUUCAAUUUUUAAAACUUAAUGUUCCUGAAUAA
Molecule: messenger RNA, 2044 nt
Organism: Xenia sp. Carnegie-2017
Lineage: Eukaryota; Metazoa; Cnidaria; Anthozoa; Malacalcyonacea; Xeniidae
Exons: 4
Coding region: 23-2044 (673 amino acids)
Source: RefSeq, a predicted model, not a curated record